GCGCACAUUGAUCAAUUCAACAACAAAAUGUUUAACGUUUCUACAACACAUAAAUGAAUAAUAAACUUAUAUAAAAUAUCCAGGCUGCAUUUGACAUAAAAGUCAUAUCUGUGCUUUGAGAAUAAAAGCCUGGCAAAUUAAAUUUACAGAAAAUACAGCAUUUCCUAUUCAUCGUUCACAGAUAUUUCUAACACAGUCAAAAGAGAGUUAGUCAAGAUUUAGACCUAGAUUUCUUCCAGCUAAAAGUCGGCACAUAAUUAGGACUUAGACAGUCCUUCGACAGAGUUCAAUAAAUAUGGCUCGAUAAGCACGGAAUGAGGUCUUUAGAUAAGCCGAAACUUUCCUGUCGAAAAACGCGAUAAAGCGGUAACACGCUGACAAAUUCGAUUAUCAUUAUUACAGUGGUAUAGUGAAUCAUUAACGCGUCUUUCCGAUGGUUCACAGGUGGGACAUCGCCUUCGUCGUGAUAAUCGGACGCAGAAUGGUCAUACGUGCGUGGCUGAAGAGCCAAAGGCCUCGCCAGAGCCGGUCCCUCGGGUCUAACGAUCGUUAACAUCGUGUUACCGGACGCGCGGACCGGAAUUAUUCGCGGGCCUGAAUAAUUACUCGUCAACAGGUUCGGCAAUCAUUGACGAAUUAUCGCUGGAUUGCCGCUGGCGCGACACGGCGCGCGGCGCCAGAGAUUAAUUUCGGAGAUUGCCGUUCUAAACGCAUAUUUACCUCCGGCCAUGUGUGUUUACACUUUUUACAGUGUAUCGUGCAAGUGUCGUCUGGCAAGGUAAGGCGAGAAGUGCCUCACCGCCGGUGGCAGUAGGCAUUUCGUGUCCGUGAGGCAACGCGAUCAGACGAAAACUUUUAUUUGUCAUGAACAAAUUGUGCUGCAUCGGCGUGUCGUUGGCGGCGAGAAUAAUCGGGGCGUACACGAUGUCCAUUUCGAUUCUAAUGAUAAAUGUGUUGAUGAGCAAUUUCUUCUCGAGAAAAGGAGACGAAGACUUUUUCGAGUCGCUCAAGAACUGGGCCGUGCUGGGAUUAAACUGGGUGCAAACUAUGAAAUACAUGCCGCUGCAGAAAAAAGCGCAAACGGCCAUGACGUGUUUUCUCAUAUACAUUUUGUUGUUCCUGUUGGCCAGUGCGUAUCUCGCCUUGGGAUCGAUUUCGAGGAAACAUAAGUGCGCCGUGCCUUGGAUGUAUUUGCAAAUAAUUAGCAUAAUAGAUCAGACCGUGGCGCUAUCUUUACUCAUAAUGCACGAUGAACAGAACUCUGCCUUUACAAAAACCGUGUGGUACAUUCCGGUAGCCAGUAUCUAUUUGGUUUUAAGCAUGUAUUUUUGGAUGAUCGUCCAAACAGCUCGAAGAGUGUGGUACGAGGAGCAGCAAAAUCAAGUGGAUUACGAUCCAAGGAUAUCAAUUUCUGUAUCAGCGCCUACGAGCAGUAACAGCUCAAAGUCACCGUCUUUCCUCUCGCAAAACUUUUCGAUGUUCGAAUCGCCGAGACCGCCGACAAUUCUGUGUAAAUAGCAGGAAGUCUACGAAGAAUUAUGGACUAGUUUAGAAUGAUUCUGAUGGACAAGCCGCGUGAAGCGAAUUAUUGUCAGAACUUGCAGGAUCGAGGAGAAUCUUCGAUGCGAAUAACGUGAUGAGGAAGUCGAGACGGUUUUUUUUAUGAGAGCCUUGGUCAUAACUCAAGAGACUUGUGCGUUAUACAUAUAAAGCAUAUUUAUUUCUUUUCUUAGAGAUGAAAAUACUUUUAUAUAAAAACAUUUAUGUAUAGAGAAAUUAACAUUUAAUAAAUUUUUUAAAAUAAAAUUUAAGAUUGCUUCUUUUACUUAAUUCAACAGUUAGUAUUAUAAUGCUUGAUGCAUUUUUUCUUUUCACAGUAGAACAAAAAUUGCCGCGAUAUAUAUCCAUAAAAAUAAAAUAAGAUUCAAGUUUAAUGAAAUGCUUGAACCAGUGCGUGUAUAAAUUCGAAACAAGACGGAUGAAAAUUUCAGUGCACAGAACUGUGCGCUGAAUCCAAUCGAGUUGACUUCGCCGUAUUUAUUCGUGAGCUAUCUCUGGGGAAUUUAGAUAUUAAGUCGGCAGGAUAUCCAUUGAUCUCCUUUGCCUAAUGGAAUAUAUGCGAGUCACUAAACUUCGCUGCGGCGAGCCCCGGUUUCAGGAAUGGGGGGAAAUGUAUAAUAAUGCGGAGAGUAACUCCGUAAAUCAGUCGGGAGAUGCGACUAAUAGAGUGUAUCAAAUGCGCCCCUCGAAGCGCGCUUGCAUAGAAAAUAUGAGAAAUGGUCGCGUUUUACGUCGAAAUAUUUUUAAACUUCCUGGAUUCGGAUCGCACGCAAGCAUAUUCGCUAUACCGAGUCGUCCGGCUCUCCGGAUAGAGAUCGAUUUGUCCGAGAAUGGCCUCAACUUUUCGCAAUAUUCUCGAGAAUAGUGAUUGAGCGUACAAUGCAUAAUAGAGAAAGGUUCCUCGAUACAAUUUAUUGCAGGUAUUUUCGUAUCCGCUUCGGAUAAUAUAUUCGUGUUUGCAGAGAGAUGUACUUCGAUAAUGUGCUGUAUUUCAGUUGCUCGGAUAUAUUGCAUUAUUUCGAGAAGAUCGAUGUAUCAUUUCCGUAAAAUUUUGUUAAGUCCGACUUUCUAUUUUUGUUUCUAAAGAUAGAAGCUCGUUUUAUCACAAUUAGAUUUAACUAAGAUUUACGAGAACUGCUUUUACUUAUUAUAUUUUGUUAACAAAUCCAGUAGUCUAGACCGUCGAUAAACAAAAUUGUCAUUUGUACAAUUUUACACAAAAUGUGCGUAAUACAAUCUUUUGCGUUCGUGAAAAUUUCUUCGAAACGAAAUCUGUAUUAACCAGGUUCAUCUAAAACUUAUUAAAUAAAUUUCGUAUCAGCGAAGAAGGCAAAUUAAAGCGAGUAGGACUGAAUAAAUUAAGAAAAGCAAAAACAAACGUUUCUGUUAAACGAACAUCGUCUGUUCUCGUGACGUAAUACUCUUGGAUUUUUCAGUCGUCGACAUGGUUCUGGCGCUGGGAACAGACGGAAAGCGGGCUACGCGACGUGGUUGGUUGCCGGUGCUUUUAAAAAGAACUGAGCGAGUCAAUUUGUAGG
Ooceraea biroi (clonal raider ant) is the source of this 3098-nucleotide messenger RNA. RefSeq lists its product as uncharacterized. The record is from RefSeq and is a predicted model, not a curated record. Lineage: Eukaryota; Metazoa; Arthropoda; Insecta; Hymenoptera; Formicidae.